Psilocybe cubensis is the source of this 678-nucleotide messenger RNA. RefSeq lists its product as uncharacterized. Gene Ontology annotation, molecular function: protein tyrosine/serine/threonine phosphatase activity; F-box domain binding. Gene Ontology annotation, cellular component: nucleoplasm; cytoplasm. Gene Ontology annotation, biological process: regulation of ERK1 and ERK2 cascade; protein dephosphorylation; negative regulation of protein binding. NCBI's taxonomy places the organism in Eukaryota, Fungi, Basidiomycota, Agaricomycetes, Agaricales, Agrocybaceae. The coding region runs from base 1 to 678 and encodes 225 amino acids. The transcript is spliced from 7 exons. The record is from RefSeq and is a predicted model, not a curated record.
AUGGCCUCAACGAUGAGCGAAGAGCAGCUCAGGAGCGUCAUCCAGGGCCCGAUCGACGUUGAAUGGCGGUACGAGAUGCGCAGAGAAUGCCAGGAGAUCCUCCCAGGGCUCCUUCUCGGCCCCUUCGUAGCGUCCAAGUCGCUAGAGACGCUGCUCAGUCUGCAUGUAACACACAUUGUCUGCAUCCGCGAUGCCAAAGAGGCGUUCUCUGUCCGCCCGCGCUUCCCCGAUAACUUCAAGUACAUGACGCUCGAUGUGCAGGAUAACGAGGAGCAGAAUCUCAUACGCCUCUUCCCCGCUGCUAAAGCCUUCAUUGAUCAAGCUAUCAACGAAGGAGGGCGCGUCCUCGUGCACUGCAACGGAGGGAUCUCAUUAUCUCCGGCCUUUGUCGUGAUGUUUGUCAUGCAGCAUUACCAGCUCUCGUGGGAGGAUGCGCUGCAUCUGGUGCAAAAUCGUCGAUACUGCAUUUCACCAAACGGCGGCUUUUUGACCCAGAUCAAGGAAUACGAAGCCAUAUACAAAGCUAGCGUCGCGCAUGCUGCGUUCCCCACGGCGCAGAGAACGGUAGCCCGUCGUAAGCGCGAGGAUGAAGAUGAUGAGGACAACGAACGAGUGGAUGACCGAAAGCGACCGCUCAUGCAAGCCGACUCGCUAGACGAGAACGCGAUGCAGACAUAA